Molecule: messenger RNA, 1850 nt
Organism: Sorghum bicolor (sorghum)
Lineage: Eukaryota; Viridiplantae; Streptophyta; Magnoliopsida; Poales; Poaceae
Product: DIMBOA UDP-glucosyltransferase BX9-like
Exons: 3
Coding region: 322-1713 (463 amino acids)
Molecular function (GO): UDP-glycosyltransferase activity
Source: RefSeq, a predicted model, not a curated record
CCCGGACCACCAGGCCUCACGCCUGCUCCCUCCCGGCUCCAGCACGCACGCGCACGGCGCAUCCCGGACGCGGACGGCGGAGCGGAGUCGCCAGCGAAGCAGCGUCUAGCGACGACCGCGAGCGGUGGCGGCAAGGGCGCACCGCGCACUGGCACUGCGCAGCGGCAGGCCGUAGGUUGCCACUGCAGUCGGGAUCCGGCGACCGGCCGGCGGCAGCGGCAGCCGGUAGGGCCGGGGGCAGGGACGGCCGAGGCCGGGCGUCGGCCGGCAGCCAGCAGCAACGAGCUCCAAAAUCCUAGUCCCGCCACUGAGUCCGUGGACAUGGAUGCCAUGGAGCCGAGCAGCGGUGCCGAUGCCGGCCGCCGCGUGGUGCUAUUCCCGUUACCUUACCAGGGCCACCUAAACCCAAUGCUGCGCCUAGCCGCUGCCCUUCACCGUCGGGGCCUCGCUAUUAUCGUUCUCCAUACCGAUCUUCAGCCGCUGGAUCCGGCCAACCACCCGACGGAGUACCGCUUCGAGUCCUUGUCUGCCGAUGUACCGGCGGAGCUUAUGGCGUCCAAGGACAUCGCGAGAGUUGUCAUGGAUCUGAACGCCAGUUUCGCGGCGCCUUUCAAGGACAGGGUAGCUGCACUUGUUGCCGACAAGGAGAGCGGCGGUGUCGACUGCGUGAUCACCGACGCAGUAUGGUUCUCAGCGCAGGCAGCUGCGCAGGAGCUAGGCGUUCCGUCGCUGGGGCUCUUCACCAACAGCGCGGCAAGCUUCCGGACGUUCAUGGCCUACCCGACGCUAAUUGAGAAGGGCUACCUGCCUGUACAAGAGUCGAAGAAGGACGAUCCGGUGCCGGAGCUGCCUCCGUUCCGUGUGAAAGACCUGGAACGCAUCGACACGAGUAGUCUUUACGACUUCGCCAGCAUGGUCGGCAACGUCGUGGCCAGAGCGCGGCAGGCAUCUGGCCUCAUACUCAACAGCUUCGAUGCCAUCGAGGCCAACAACGUGAAUAAAAUCAGGGAGGAAUUGUCCAUCCCGGUGUUCGCCGUGGGUCCUCUCAAUAAACUCUCGCCGUCAGUCGUCAAGACCAACCUCAUGCCAGGAGGCCGCGAGUGCCUCGACUGGCUGGACACCCAGGCGCCUGGCUCCGUGCUCUAUGUCAGCUUCGGUAGCAUCGCCGCCAUGGACGCUCCCGAUUUCGUUGAGCUCGCCUGGGGUCUUGCAGACAGCAAGCGCCCGUUCGUUUGGGCAGUUCGGCCGAGCCUUGUCCGUAGCCGUAGCUUGGAGUCCGCCAAGCUACAGCUACCGGACGGAUUGGAGGAGGAGAUACAUGGUCGUGGUAAGAUUGUCUACUGGGCACCACAGGAAGAGGUGCUAUCUCAUCCAGCGAUUUGCGCCUUCCUGACGCACAAUGGCUGGAACUCAACCGUGGAGAGCAUAUCCCAAGGCGUGCCCAUGCUAUGCAGGCCGUGUUUUGGGGACCAAUUUGGCACUGCCAGGUAUGUUUGUGACUUCUGGAAGGUGGGAGUGGAGAUUGGGGUGGUGACUCAGCUACGAAGAGGGAAUAUACGAGCUGCUAUUGACAAGCUGAUGGACGACAAGCAAGCGAAAGAGUACAGAGACAGAGCCAAGGACUUGAAAGAGAUGGCUGAAAAAUGUGCUACCAAAGAUGGGUCGUCCCACAGAGCAUUGGUCAGCUUGGUCGAUUUCAUAAUAUCAUUUUAGCAUACUUUCUACCUGCAAGCGCAAUAUUGGUGCCAGCAUACCGAUGUUCGCUGUAUUUUCUUUUACAAUGAUAUUAUAUGCUUCUAGCCGAAUUUGUUUGAAUAAAGUUCAUCCAGUCACAGAACAGUUUAUGUGGA